AUGCCACCUUUUGUUGAAACUGAAGAAGAAAAGACACUAAGAUCAAGAGUUGUGUCUGUGGACCAAGACAAGCAACAUCCCGAUCCUAGACAUCCACUUUACCUUGGUACCUGGAAGCGAUCUAUUCCCUAUGUCGAUGAGGAUUUUGCUCGUGAUGAUAUGGAUGAACCUCACUUGAAGCGUAAACACACUAUUCUGCGUGAUUAUCCUGAAGUGGAAAAGUUAUAUGGUACAGAUAUUCGUACACUUUAUGUUACUGUUGCUAUUACAGUGGUACAACUAGGGAUAGCUUAUGUUUUCGGUAAGGUCUGGUCACCUUCAUGGUAUGUUUUUGCCUUGACCGCUUAUUUCAUUGGUGGCACACUCACUGGUAUGAUUGGUGUCAUUAUUCAUGAAGCGUGUCAUUGCUUGGUGUUUAAACAAAAGUGGGCUAAUCGAUACGCUGGUUUAUUGGCCAAUGUUGCAUUACCAGUACCUAUCGCGCAAUCCUUUCGACGAUACCAUAUUCAGCAUCAUUCAUGGCAAGGUGUAGAGGGCUUGGAUCCUGACUUGCCUUUGGAUUGGGAGAAAGAAUUGAUUCGCGGCCAUGCUGUCAGUAAGCUGUUAUGGAUCUUGAUCUAUCCUGUCAUGUAUGUUGUUCGUGGUGCUGUGAUGCAAAAAGAGAGAAAUUUGACACCUUCUAAAUGGGAAUUGAUCAAUAUCGCAUUUACUCUGACAACAGACACACUUGUUCAACGCUAUUGUGGCUGGACUGGCUUACUCUACUUGUUCUUUUCUCUCUGGUUUGGUUAUUCGCUUCAUCCUGGUGCAGCUCAUUUUGUUCAAGAGCAUUAUACGUUUGAUGAUGGUCAAGAAACUUAUUCAUACUAUGGUAUUUUGAAUAUUCCUUUUAUGAAUAUUGGUUAUCAUAAUGAACAUCAUGAUUUCCAAAAGAUUCCAUGGUCAAGAUUACCUGCUUUGCGUGCAUUGGGUGGUGAUUAUUAUAACAAGUUAGCUUAUCAUACAUCUUGGCUUAUGGUUCAUUGGCGAUUUAUUUUAGAACCUACUGUUGGUCCACAAUCAAGAGUGAUUCGAAACUAUGAUGAUUUCAAAAAGGGCCGCUCUCUCUUGGGCAAAAUGCGUCUAUUUGACUUGUCUCAAAAGAAGAGUUCAGAAUAG
Gilbertella persicaria is the source of this 1158-nucleotide messenger RNA. Its product is annotated as fatty acid desaturase-domain-containing protein. Gene Ontology annotation, biological process: ceramide biosynthetic process. Bases 1 to 1158 code for a protein of 385 amino acids. The transcript is spliced from 2 exons. The record is from RefSeq and is a predicted model, not a curated record. Lineage: Eukaryota; Fungi; Mucoromycota; Mucoromycetes; Mucorales; Choanephoraceae. Gene Ontology annotation, molecular function: sphingolipid delta-4 desaturase activity.